Molecule: messenger RNA, 1329 nt
Organism: Entrophospora sp. SA101
Lineage: Eukaryota; Fungi; Glomeromycota; Glomeromycetes; Entrophosporales; Entrophosporaceae
Source: the annotation of a GenBank genome assembly
CAUGGCAAAAAGCGCACUCGAAUUGACAAUACAUCAGAAUUUUGUCAUAAUAUUGCAGCACCAUUUGAAAAACCACCCAAGAUUGGAGAACUCAGUUCCAUACUUUUUAAUCCUUUUAGUUUAAAAAUUCCUCUUUCACCAGCUUUAUACAAUAAAUGUGAGGUACUUUGUCAAGACUUUCCUUUUUCUGAGUAUUUUAUUAAUGCAGAUUUUUUUGAAGAAACAAAUUCCAAUAUUGAGACUAAUUGCUUCCCAGAAGAAAUGUCUAAUUAUUGCAAUAUAGCUUUGCAAGGAUCUGCUAUUGGUUCCAGUGAAUAUUCUCGAGUUUGUGAUUGGGAUAACUUGCUCCGUAAUCCAACAGAUGUUUUUAGAAAGAGAUUCAAAACAGAACAUUUAUGGGAAAGUGAUCAUAAUACACAUGAUACAUUAAUCACAUUGGCUGGUCUCAGAUCAGAUUAUUGGGAACAUUUUGAUGAUAUGAGAAUAUGGAAUCAUAGCAUUUAUGGAUCACUUGAAUACAUUCUUGCAUAUGCAGCAGCAGGUAGCUAUUUACAAUUUUUUGCAAUAGAUUCAUCCUUGAAUCAGACAGCUAUUUCAACUAUUUUGGAUAUAGAACACUUGGAGAAUAGAGUCAAGGCCCUUGUCAAUAUUAUCAACAUCCAUUGCAUUUUGCGUUCCAUGGAACCAUUUUUGCCUCAGGAUGCUGUACCAGUUGGAAAACUCUUAAAGAGACCAUUUGGUGAUAUUCUUAUUAUGAAUGUUGAGGUUGAAAAACGGAUUAAUAUGUUUGCAAAUUAUCCUUUUAGCAAUAUAAAUGUAUUAAAAGAUAUAUAUAGAAAGACAAAGGAGAUUAAAUUUCUAAUACAUGCUGUUAAAGGUCCAGAGAUAAAAGAUAACAUAUACAAAGUCAUUCUUGCACCAGUAGGAAUUAGACAAGUUCCAAAAUCAGAACCAGAAGCUAAAGUUGCCAUUCAUUGCAUCUUGGAUGCACUUAUAGCUUUACACAACUUAGGUUAUGUUCACCGUGAUAUUAGGUGGCCUAAUAUUAUGAAAUUGGUUGAUGACAAUUGGAUGUUAAUUGAUCUGGAGUGUUCUGGUAUCAAUGGUGAAAUGGUAAAUUUUGAUCCAUUAGCAGAUUGGGCACCUGAAGCAAUUGAAACACACUCAUAUACAAAAAAGGCAGAUAUUUAUAUGGUAGGAAAGUUACUCAGCAAGCUUUUAUGUCCCUUGUCUAAAGAAGCCCAUGAUUUUGAGAGGUUUACUACAACAAUGAAUCUUAAUUUGCGUCCUACAGCUGAAGAAGCUCUUCAACAUACCUGGUUUUCAUAA